GAAGUAAUAAAAAAUAAAAAAAAAAAAAACUCAAUUACUUCCGAAUCAUACAAAAGAUACUUAAUAAAGAAAACAAAAAAAAAAAAGGUAAAGCACAUUGCUUCGAGGAAAUUAAGGUGGAUAAUAUUCCUUUCAUUUCUGUGUCAAAGAUAUUGUAGAGAGAAUUAGAAAACAAGCAGGAAUAAUAUGGGGUCGAAGUUUUGUUAUAGAUCAUUAUGCAUGCAUGCGCUUGCAUAAUCAAUUAACACAGAAAAUUCAGAGAGGAUAGAGAAGAAGAGGGGGAUAUACAUUCUGCAAUGUGGGGAUCAAAAACGGGUGCAGCAAAGAAAGGAAAUGACCACGGGCUGGUGGCAGUGGCAAUAGACAGGGACAAAGGCAGCCAAUACGCCAUCAGAUGGGCCAUUGACAACCUUCUUGGUCGAGGCAAACCGGUCCUCCUGAUUCACGUAGCCAAUGGCUCCUCUAUUGCAGCGGGUAGUUCUGCCAUUGUAUCAACAUCAAGUCCAGGCACAUCACCAAAUUAUAAUCAAGUCGACAAGAACACAAAGGACCUGUUCCUCACAUUUCGCUGCUUCUGUACUCGCAAGGAUAUACGCUGCAUAGAUAUCACACUGAAAGAUAACGAUGUAGGGAGAGCUCUGAUAGAAUACGCCAAUUACGCUGCAAUUGAGAAUUUGGUUCUUGGUGUUUCAAGAGGUGGAUUCAUCAGAAAAUUCAAGAGUGCAGAUGUACCAACUAUUGUUUCAAGAGGAGCACCUGAUUUCUGCACUGUAUAUGUAAUCAACAAGCAAAAGAUGUCAAGUGCACGCAAUGCUUCACGACCAGUUCCACACACGUCUCCUCUUCAGUACUACUUAGAAAGCAUAGUCAAAGAUAAACCAAAUCUUUCCCCACCUGUUUCGACACCACCAAGACGUAGUCUAAGCAUUAGAGGAGAGAGGCCUUCAUUCACACCUCCAAGAGAUGACAGGGAGUUAAGGUUAGAUAGAUGGAAUGAAAGGCUGGUGUUAAGUGAAUUUCCAGAAAGUGAUACAGAUAUAUCAUUUGUGAGCUCUGAGAGAACUAGUGUUGAUCGUUUUUCUGUGCAUUAUGACUACAUGGAUAUAUCACGAACCCCAAGGCUUUCCACUAGUUCAGACCAUAGUUUUGGGUCUCGGGGAGGACAAAGGAUGAAUGAUAUUAAUCCAAGGCCUGAACUUUCAUUUAUGUCACAAGAAAGUGGAUGGACUUCAACUUCUUCACAGCAUAGUGAAGAAACAGAAUCAGAGAUGAGAAGAUUAAAGCUUGAGCUCAAGCAAACCAUGCAGAUGUACGGUGAAGCCUGCAAAGAAGCAGUUUUUGCAAAAAAGAGAGAAGAACAACAAGCAAUGGAGCUCCACCGGUGGAGACUAGAAGAAGACAAAAAAUUGGAAGAAACAGGAACACCUGAGGAAGUUGCAAUAGUGCUUGCUGAGAGAAAUAGAGCAGAAAGGGCUGCGGCACUGAAGGAAGAAAGAAAAAAUAGUUCAGGUAACACAGAGUAUACACCAACCCAUAGUGCCAUAAGCUACAAGAAGUACACCAUUGAAGAUAUAGAAAAAGCAACGAACUCUUUCUCUCCAUCUCUCAAAGUGGGAGAAGGAGGCUAUGGGCCCGUCUUUAAGUGUGACCUUGAUCAUACAAAAGUUGCAGUGAAAGUUUUACGGCCAGAUGCUGCUCAAGGAAGAACACAGUUCCAACAAGAGGUUGAAGUACUGAGCUGCAUCAGGCAUCCCAACAUGGUUCUUCUCCUAGGAGCAUGCCCAGAAUAUGGUUGCAUAGUUUAUGAAUACAUGGCAAAUGGUAGUUUAGAUGAUUGUCUGUUUCGUCGAGGAAAAAUGCAACCUCUAACUUGGCAAAUUAGGUUCCGAAUUGCAGCAGACAUUGCGACAGGACUUAAUUUCCUCCAUAUGACAAAGCCAGAACCGCUAGUUCAUCGUGACCUUAAACCUGGGAAUAUACUUUUGGAUCGGUAUUACGUCGCCAAGAUUGGAGAUGUUGGAUUGGCGAGACUGGUACCUUCUGUUGCCGAUCAAGCAACACAAUAUUGCGUGACGUCAGCUGCCGGGACUUUCUGUUACAUCGAUCCAGAGUAUCAACAAACUGGUGUGCUUGGUGUUAAAUCUGAUAUCUAUUCAUUGGGGAUAGUGCUUCUCCAACUGCUAACUGCAAGGCCACCCAUGGGUUUGACUCACCAAGUGGAACAUUUUAUUGAAAAUGAAACAUUUGCUAACAUACUGGAUCAAUCGGUACCUGAUUGGCCAGUGGAGGAAGCCUUACGCCUGGCAAAGAUAGCUAUUCAAUGCGCUGAGCUAAGAAGGAGAGACCGACCAGAUCUCGGAAAAGACGUCUUGCCAGAGCUUGAGAAGUUGAGAGACUUUGCUGAUGAAAGAUCACAUCCUUUUAUGUUCUAUGCUGCACCUUCCCCUGCCCACAGCCAGACAUCUAUAUACCAGAGUGAUGCCUCUAAUUCAGUUCCAAGCAGCUCAAAGGCCCCCUCACCCACAAUGUCACCAAGAGCAAACGCAGAUGGGGCAGAUUGAAGAACGGGGCUGGCUUGCAAUUAUUGUGGACCAGAGGAGAUAUCCUACCCAGAGAGUUUAGCCAACUAAUCCAAUACAACAAGAGUAAGCAAUCAAAAUAGUCAUUUGCUGAAGCCGUUGACGAGCAUAACAAAAGAGAAAGGGGAAACAUAGAUUUAGAAGAAAAAAAUGAAAGGCGAAGGGGAGAGGGAGAGGGAGAGGGAAUAAAUAAAGGAAUGAUUCUAAUGUCCUAAGAGAGCUUAAUACUUGCUACAAAGUGAAAGCAACUCUGGAAAAAUAAUGCAAGGCAAUGAAACAAUGAUCUAGAUUAGUUAUU
This is a messenger RNA of Spinacia oleracea (spinach), 2877 nucleotides long. Its product is annotated as U-box domain-containing protein 35-like. Lineage: Eukaryota; Viridiplantae; Streptophyta; Magnoliopsida; Caryophyllales; Amaranthaceae. Gene Ontology annotation, molecular function: protein kinase activity; ATP binding. Gene Ontology annotation, biological process: protein phosphorylation. The record is from RefSeq and is a predicted model, not a curated record. Bases 297 to 2561 code for a protein of 754 amino acids. The transcript is spliced from 11 exons.